AAUAGUUAGAUAGACCUUAUUCGACAAUGAUUACGCGUGGUCUUGCGAUCUUGUUAGUUUCGGUUUCGAUUGCCGUGGCGUUCGACUGGUACUCACUAACGGAGCAAAACUACGCUGCAAUUCAGUCCGGUCUAGCCCAGUUGAAUGAUGCCGCCAAAGGGAUGAAUACUUCAAUGGUCGAGAAUCAGAAGAUUUGUCAAGAUGCCAUAAACGGGUUGAUUGUGCAUAUAAAUCGAUCGUUGAUCGCACUGCAACGCGUGUAUCCGGAAGCUGCUAAUUUGUCAACGGAUCAGCUGCCAAGCACGAUGUUCUACACUUGGUAUGUGGAAUCUGUUGCCGACCAGUUCCGUCAAGCGUCAACCAAUAACGUAAUGAUGCCUGCGCAACGAGUUGUACGAACCAUUUUGGACGCCAUGAACGAUUUGUAUUCUAAUCCGUCUCGUAGUUGUGCUGAACGGUAUGCUACCCAGUUGAUUCAGCCGAGGAUUUCAGUUGGUCGUCUAAAAGAUUGUCUGACUACGAAUAUUCCGUUCUUUCGGGGAUUGACUGAAACAACUGAACUGCUGCUGCGCUACACAGAGAAAGCUGCAGACGCUAACAUUGCUCAGGUGCAGCUUUGUACGCCGGAUUCGAGGAGUUGUAUUGCGGAAUUUUUCGAAGAUUUACCGAGAAUUUUAGGCAACAUCAUAAGCAACAUGGGCAGUCUUUACGGAUUUCCUAACGCUUUUGGGCAGCCAGCAAGUGAAAGAAAUCAGGAAUGCGUUUCGCUUAUUACGCUCGACAUACAGGAAGCCAUCCAGGAUAUGAAAGCCAAUGUUACUUCUUGUUCUGGGAAUUAGCAUGUCUUGAAGUGUGCGUUGUGUAUAUAUUUUAUCCAGUGACAGUCUUUGUUAUAAAGGUUCGUCCCUUCGGAGAAUGAAUUAAUCAAAUGAAACAGGUUGAAGAAAGCUAGUAGCGUUCCGGCAACUAGCACUAAAAUGGAUCAGAAAUUUGUCUUGCAAGUUUAUCAUUACGAGAAGUGCAGAAAGAAAUAUAGUACAAAUACUAAAUAAACUAUUUAUAUAAACGAAGAA
Molecule: messenger RNA, 1073 nt
Organism: Wyeomyia smithii (pitcher-plant mosquito)
Lineage: Eukaryota; Metazoa; Arthropoda; Insecta; Diptera; Culicidae
Exons: 2
Coding region: 27-839 (270 amino acids)
Source: RefSeq, a predicted model, not a curated record